GAUGGCCUGGAGCACGUCAGGGACAUCAAGCUGGAGAAGUGCAUGUACAUCCAGGACCAGUGUCUGCAGCGGCUCAGCGAGACCAGCAGCCUGCAGAGGAGCCUGCAGCAGCUGCACAUCAUCUCCUGCGGCAACGUCACCGACACGAACCUGAAAUAUUUGUAUCUGAGUGACCUUCCUGGGAUCAGAGAGAAAGAAAAAACCUUCCGUGUCCUUCAGCAGGCACUGCCCAAGCUGGAGCUGGAGCUGGAUUUGGAAUAAACACAGCAGCACCUAACUGAGAUGUGAUUCCCUAGGAUUUGUGUCAUUUUGCAUCAGUGAAGUUGUAGACACCACUGUGCUUCCAGGAAGCCCAGCUCUCCCAGUCCAGCCUCACAGGUGGAUGUGACCUUUUAAGAAAUCAUGCAAUUAAUUUGUAUUGAGCUUAAACUCAGUGGUGGAUCAAGAGCAGACAGGGCAGGCUCUGCUCGUAGGCAUCUGAGUGCUGUUUGUGUGGGAAGCUCUGGAUAGCUCAGUGAGCAGCUCUCAGAGCAGAGUGGGUGGGGGAAUGUUGGGGUGUGUGUGGUCAGUGCCUGGUGCUGGUGCUGUUCCUCGGGCAGAUCUCACCCAGGGGGUGGGUGCUGGUUAAUAAAGAGGUUCUGGGUCUUUUUUGUGUUCUU
Zonotrichia albicollis (white-throated sparrow) is the source of this 659-nucleotide messenger RNA. The record is from RefSeq and is a predicted model, not a curated record. NCBI's taxonomy places the organism in Eukaryota, Metazoa, Chordata, Aves, Passeriformes, Passerellidae.